GACCGGAUUCCUUUGACAUACAGUGGCCGAUUGUUGACUAUCAUUUGGAUGUUAUCAGGAACAGUUUUGUUUACGUUGCUGGUCAGUUAUAUCAGCAGUGGACUGACUAUAGCCUCGUUAGACAGCAACAUCAAACUUUAUGGAUGUAAGGUCGCUGCCCUACAGAACACCCCAGAAUCUCGUUUGGGAAUUAGACGAAAUGCCCAAAUCAACCAAGGACGUAAUUACACUCGCCUUGAGGACAUCAGGGAUGAUCUACUGACUGGGGAAGUGAAAGGUGCUUUAAUUGACGCUUAUGUUGCAGCAGAAAGAAGAGACUUGUUUGACGACCCCGCUUUGCACAUUGACCAGUUAAUUUACUACCGUUCGUCGUUUGGUAUAGUAGUGGCUGGAAACUCCACAAGACUACAGCAUUGUUUUUUGAACUACCUCGUUCAGAAGCGAUCUUUGAUGACACGCCUUGUCAAGAACUAUACUAAAAUACUACCGAGUACUACGUCCUCCAUGGCUGAAGAGAAAAGCUCAGAUCUUCUGAAUACCUCGGAAGGAAAAUUUAAAAUAGCUUUGUUAGCCCUGGCACCUAUCACAGCGGCCGCUAUGUUUUUUGGGAUGGCAUAUGAUUGUGUCAUGCGCAGAAGGACCAGGAAGGUGCAUCCUAGCGAGGGAAGCACAAAGAAACUCUUGUAUAGAAACGAGCUCCGUAAAGAAAUGAGCCUACUUGUCGAGGAAUUUCGCGAGGCAAUAGGUCAGCGGUGCACUGUUUUGGCACAGAAACAUCGUGAAGAGAAAAGGCUGAUGAGGGGACUGCUGAUAAGAAGGAGGACCGGGAGGCCUGGGGCUAGAGACGGUUGUGAUUAAAGAAUAGAAGAGUUAGAUGGAAGCAUCUACAACAGGUGAUUAUCCAGUGAGUACCUGAACAACUUGAAAUUAAACAUUUAAUGGAUCAGGAGAUAUUUCCACAAUAAAUUAGUAACGUUUGUCUCACGCAUCGUUUCCUUCAAACGUUGAGGAACUGGUUAAACGUCGUCUCAUAAAGCAUUCUACUCCGUUGCGAUUGGUUGGUCUUCAACAGCUGUGAUUGGUGCAUUUUCGAUGACGUACUCUCUUAUGUCUAAUCGCAGCUAUUGAAAAUAAACCAAUCACAGCGGGGUACAGUGCUCCAUGUGGUAAAUGAUAACCAGUCCACCUCAACGCUUGAGGAAGACAAGCAGAAUCGAAAAACAUUGCGAUCGAUGUAAGUGACUACAUCUUGAAAAAAACUAAUAUACUAUUACAUUUUCGGUUUUUUUUAACAUAACGAGUAACCACAGCCUUUUUUAGGAAAUAUUUUUCCCUUUUAUCUGUGAAAUCCAUUUAUGAAUGAGAAGCAAAUAAAUGAAACAUGAGGUUAUUUUUGCCGUUCGCGUCUGGGCUAAACGUCAAACUAAAUCUCACUAACAUUAUUAAGUGUCUAUUGGAUUUAACUUUACAAUAUCUUCACAAUUAACUCUAAAACCACACGAGACUAUCACAGUGUAUUUCAUUGUGAAUAAAUCAACCACUAAAUUUAAAAGACGACUACAAAUUUUGUAGCCACAAUAUAUUAAUUUCGCUCAUUUUUUUCUAUGUGGUUUAACCGUUUCAUUUGUUUGUUUGUGUUUUGGAUGGUGGAAUAUACGUAAGAUCAGUGUUGUCACAUAAAUAAAAAUACGUACAAUACGUCGUUACAACCAUUAA
Pocillopora damicornis (cauliflower coral) is the source of this 1716-nucleotide messenger RNA. Its product is annotated as protein sidekick-1. Gene Ontology annotation, biological process: cytokine-mediated signaling pathway. Gene Ontology annotation, molecular function: cytokine receptor activity; cytokine binding. Gene Ontology annotation, cellular component: signaling receptor complex; external side of plasma membrane. NCBI's taxonomy places the organism in Eukaryota, Metazoa, Cnidaria, Anthozoa, Scleractinia, Pocilloporidae. The record is from RefSeq and is a predicted model, not a curated record.